UCUAGGUACAUUCUUGGGAGCCGCCAGCGUGCAUCGACCUCCUCUUCACCGCCUCGGGGAAGGGAGUGCUGGAUGUCGCCUACUCGGCAGCACCGACAACGCGUCCGCGCGCCCGUGUGACGUUCCUCGCUGGAAUUUGCGACCUACGAUGGGACCGAAGUCUCCGCUGUCUUCACAAGUAGCAGAAUCGCCUUCACUCACUUGCGUGAAGGGUUGAAGCUUCCGUGCACCGACCGACACCUGCGUGGUCUGCAGACGCUGCCACCUGCGUCUUCUUGACAGCUCACGUGGCUCCCGUUCUGGUGCAUUUGAAGUUGCUCCUCUUCCUCACUUUCACGACUGUGCAUCCUGCGUGGCCUGGAGUUGAAUCCGGAGAGCGAGCUGACAUCAGCAUGGGCAAAGCAUUCUUCACGGCAUGGCAGACGUGGGAGAAGCUAGUGUUUAUCCUCGCUUGUGCUAUUGUUGUCACUGUGCUCUUGGGAUGUGCAAAACUGGGACACACCCACUAUAACUUGCGCAAAUACAGCGCCAUAGCAGAAAAGGACAAACAAGAAGAGCAAGCAAUGCAUCGGCAAAUGAGCCACCGACGAAGACCUCCAACAACCACAGAUGUCCCGUUCGGCAUCAGAGCCAUCGAAAGCGGGGUGGAAGUGGAGGGCGUAUGGAUCUCAAGAAACAACAGCCCCGAGCCCGCAUCAACGCGGGACACUUCAACUGCUUCAAUGUGGGACGCGGCCGUCCAUCAACGUCACGAGAUCGAUCUGGAGAAGCAGGAUGCUGACACACGACAUGGCCGACACGGUUUGGAAUCCACGAAUGCUUCCAACCCUGCGACGAAUGCCGGUAUGGCAGGCACAAGAAUGACUGGCCACGGUCAGCCAGAAGGCGUGAUGUCCAAACCGGCAAAGAACAAGCAGCAUCCACCUUUAUCGUAUGCCAAGUACAGCGGAAAUCCCAGCCUGUUCAAUCAGGCUCCAUACGUCAGCACCAUUGAAGGGAUCAACGCAAUCCAUCGGGCCUCGGGACCGGUCACUACUGGCAGCACCCACGGCGAUGAAUAUGGCAGCCGCGACUCCAGUCAAUCAACUAGCGAUGGCACCGACACCGAGCCAAUAUCGUCGUCGGCGCCCAAUUUGCUGGGACGACGGCAAAAGCAGCAGUCAAUGGAGCUUGAUCUCAUGCACAGCCAUCGACUAUCACAAGCUGCCGAAACCGGCCAGCUUACGCCACGAGUACGCAGGACAGAAACUCGUGGGGACUCGGCAAGCUUUUCAUAUGAGCAUCGAGCUUCCUCUGUCUCGGACUCUGGAGAUCGUCACCAACAUGUGCGGGCCCGUUCGGAGUCGCCUGUUGCGAGACCGGCUACUCUAAUAGGGUGCAGCUCUGACAUGUCUCUUCGUCCACCCAGCCUCGACUCCCUACCCGCUGCAGCAAGCAGAACAAGUUUACCAGACGUGACACCGUUUGCGCAGUUCUGCCGCACUGCACCGAUCUUGCUACGUCCAGAGUCGAGGCAGUCGGUGGCAUCCACUGCAUCCAAGUCUGCAAUGCAGCAAGCAGGCGACUCACUGGAGCAAUACAUGUCUAGAUCCUCAAAUUUCGAAGCGCAAUCACAGCGAGCAGCACCACCCAUUGAAACAGCUAUGGCAGCCCAGAAGGCAGUACCAGAAGCGCCGGCGCAAGCGCUGCCAGAGCAACGGACAUCAUUCGAACAUCGCAAGUCCGCAGUGGUGCGUGGUCAUGGCUCCGGCUUCGAAAUCCUGCGACCCGGCACUUUUGCAGAACAGUCGGUUGAGAAACAGCGGUCCGCGCCGCCUAUCAGUCUUUACAACAGUAGCAGCAGCUCGCGGCACGGGUCCAGCAGUACAGAUGGUCGCCGAAAGAUUCAGAAGAAACGACCUCCAAGUGUUGGAUCGGAAACCAGCUCAAGUGGUGGCGGCAGUCGUGAUAGUGGGAGAUGGAGUCUGAGGAGUUUAGCGUGAAGCUGUGCAGGCGUAGCAUGGUAGGAGGUAGGUAAUCGAUGCAGAGAGGGUGGCUUCACGCAGAGUGAGCACAUGUUGUCACUCGGCAAGAUGCUCUUGACAUUGUCGCGUGACUACACUACAGCAUGGCGGAAGGCACAUGCAGUUUUCACUCAGACCAAUAUGCGAUGAUCGCCGUUCGUGCAAGACUGUGCCUUCGCGAUCGGGUCUUCGUAUCGCCUCGUUCUCGCUGGAGGUGUCUGAAUGCGGAGUCUUGUCUGCGCGUCCAUGGCACUUGGCGAGAGACGUGACGCCGUGUGGGAGUGGAGUAAAACGUGAUCCCAUCAACAGACGUUCGGCUGUGAGCUGCAGAGAAGCAGGCCAGGAUACAGAGGGCGAGGUGAAGAAGACCGUUGCAAAAGAAGUAGAGCAGAAUCGGCAAGGCGCCGGCCGAUAAACACCUCGUCGCUCGGUGCCACCGGAGAGGAGGUAUUUCUCGGUCUCCUAUCAUCACCGAAAUGCUCACAAUGGUGCAAAUCGGCAUAUCGGACAAUUUUUCUUUUCUUCCCGUACAAGCACUAUGUAUACC
This is a messenger RNA of Sphaerulina musiva SO2202, 2550 nucleotides long. RefSeq lists its product as uncharacterized. The transcript is spliced from 2 exons. NCBI's taxonomy places the organism in Eukaryota, Fungi, Ascomycota, Dothideomycetes, Mycosphaerellales, Mycosphaerellaceae. Bases 393 to 1982 code for a protein of 529 amino acids. The record is from RefSeq and is a predicted model, not a curated record.